CUGACCAUCAGAAUAUCAUUUAAUUCAUGAACCGGGCAGCGCGUUGUCUCCUUCAGCAAGGCACUUCAUUACACGUUGCUCCAUUGAUUGGUGGAGAUGACAGAGGUCUAUGUGACCCGGAAGAUAGCGAGAUGACAGUGUCCCCGGGAUGAGGGACAAUCAAUGAUAUGGAAUGAUGACAGGCAGCGCAGUGGACAUCAUUGAUGAAUCGACCUGUCUUUGAUAAUUCCAAACUUCUUCUCGUGGGUGAUGGCGAUUUCUCUUUUACUUUGGCCCUCACCAAUUAUGUGGAACCGUCCAGUAUUGUCACCAGCAACUUGGAAACUGAAGAAUCCAUCAAAAGAUACAAAAAUGCCUGCAUUAACAUGGAAAGACUGAAAGAAAAAGGAUGCCAAGUUAUCUUAGACUUAGAUGCCACAAAGUUACACCAAGACAUUGAUCUAAAGAAUGAGGCCUUUGAAAGAAUCAUUUUCAACUUCCCUCACGUUGGUGGAAAAUCAAACAACAAAAAGAACCGAGCACUUUUGAGGAAUUUCUUUAAAAGUGCUUCGUCCAUUUUGUCUCCAUCUGGUGAAAUCAUGAUGACCCUUUGCCAGGGUCAAGGUGGAACCCCUGUUGACAGUGUCCAGAGACUCUGGCCAGACACAUGGCAAGUUGUGUCCAUGGCAGCAGACUCCAGCCUAAUUCUUACCAAAGUUCUUCCAUUCCAAGCAGAUCUUUACUCAGAAUAUUCCUGCACAGGUUUCAGAAGUCAAGACAAGGGUUUCUCAACAACUGGGGGCCUCACUCAUGUUUUCCAGCUUCAGGAGUCUGUCAGUGUCCCUCACACUCUUCAACUCAAACCUCUCCCCUUCCUCAAGGGGACACUCAACACUCCACCUUACCUUUACUCAAAACUUUACAACUACAAACAAAUUAUGAACCAAUCGGGCUGUCAUCCUCUAAAAACUAUUUUAUCCAACUUGAAACUAGCCUUUUCCAAUCUGCACUCUUGUAAAACUGUUCCAGAAUCUUCUCAAGACUCUAUCAUUCACCAUCGAUGCAAUUCAUCACUAUUGGCACCAAAAUUUCUUACAGAACCCCAGGGAGGUACCAGUAUCGGCCAUUCAUCCUUUGUAUAUCACUUAAUAAAAGAGCCAACAGGGUUUAUAGUCGACCAAAGCAGUGGUCAGUGUUCUGUGGCCGAAUAUCACCUGAGAACAUCUCUGUUGGAGAAUGUACCCGACUUACUUACAACAGAAGAUAUAGGCAUUGACCAACUGCUGCUUCUACACGGUUUGGUUUUUAAGAAGGGCCAUAUUUUGGAUAACUAUGUCCCCGUAUCACUUGAGUUGCUGGGAAUCCUGCCACAAGAGAAAGACACACUGUCUGAAAGUAAAAAACUCUUUGACCUCAUUUCAAAAAUUUUGGAAAAAAUUGGUGUCAGUGUUUCUGGCCAUUAUCCGGAGGAUCCACAACUUGUUGAAUCUGGGACCAUUUCAGUCGCAUGUGUUUUGCAGAUAUUUCAUUGUCGUGAUGACACAAAAAGAAAUUUAGGUGCAAUUUGGAAAAUAGAUUUUAAAAAUGUUAAAAAAAAACAGCAAACAUUUUUGGCAUUUCUCUUGGAUAUUCCAACCGUUUCCCAACUUAGCUUUUCUGUAGAACAUGAUUAUCUCCUCUGGGAACCAGAUUUUGUUAAAUACUUCAGCAAACUUCCCAUAAUGAGUCCUGGUAACAAGUUAGUUCCUUUGACUUUUUAUCCUCUUCAGUUUAAUCAUGACAUGAGUUUCUGGGAAAACUCCGAGGUUUCUUUUGAUGAACUUUUCUUUCACAACAUCAUCAGGGAUGUCACUGGGGACUGUGUAAGAAAUGUCUGCCUUAUUGACACUUAUCAAGAACCAGAUACUCACAGAAUCAGCCGUUGCUACCGUUUCACUUUUCAAUCAUGGCACCAAUGUCUUUCAUAUGAUAUUUCGUGGAAACUUCAAAGUUUUCUCCGGACACAAGUUGCUCAUCAAAUGGCCAUCACUCUUCGAUGAUUCCUCAAAACGAAAUAAUAUUCUUAAAAUCCUUUCCACACCCAAAAAAAUUCUUUCAUUUUUAAUAAUACUUUCUUCAACUCAGGGAGGAAAUGGCAGUGGUGGUGGUGGUGGCACCUUGGCCCUGAGCCUGAACAGAUUGAAAUACUUUCCAUUAGUGAUGUGAAUAAGGAUCAGAUGUUUGGAGAAUGUCACCUGAGAUAGACUGCUGCCCUCUUCAGGAGUCAUAACACCAUCUCUACUGAAGUGAGGGCCAGCUGAUCGACUAGAAACAGCUACCAAAUAUCUCGAUUACCUGGAUUUGAACCUGUGACCUAUCAAGAAUGCUAAAAAUUGCUUAUUUCCAAGGGAGGCAACAAUGUCAUCAGUAAAGUUUCUAUCAUGGAUGAUCCAGGGCCCAGUGCACACACUGUGUUUGCUGUAGAAAUGUAUAUCAAGAAUGAUGAUUGUGAGGCUUUCAUGCCACAUUUUUAUAUCAAUGGCUGUCUGCCAAGCAAAUUCAAGGUUUUUGGUUUUUUUCUCAUUUUUGAAUCAGUGUCAACACACAUACAAUAUUGUUUAUAUUAUAUCUACAAUACUUUUAUAUUACAUAUAUAUAUAUAUAUUCGGUGACUACUCUGCAUUUCGUGCAUCUCUCCUGGAAUGGAAACGGCCAAACUCACAGAAACAACUCAGACAGGUUCCAUCUUCCAAAUCCGAUUGAGUAUUUUGUUGUCUCUCAUUUUUAAAUCCAAAUUGCAUGUAUAUAUAUUUCUCUACAGACAUCUGUAUACAUGCACAUGUCUAUAUAUUUGUCUCUCUGUGUGUAUGCAUGUAUAUGCGUGUAUGUCUAUAUACAUAUGGAUUGGGGUAUGUAUGUGGUCUUGCAUGCAUAUGUAUAUAAGUGAAAUGAUAUAUAUAUAUAGUCAGAGAUGUGUUGUUAAUUAGUGUGUAUAAGCAGUAUGUAUAUAUGUAGGUCUGAGAGACAUUGAGGGAGUGUGUGUGUGUAUAUAUAUAUAUAUAACACCAUGUCUGUGCAUGUGUAUAUUAGUGGUAUGCAUAUAUAGUUCUGUGUUGAUGCAGUUCAGCAUGAUGCAGCAAAAGAUCUAAUGUUGUGCAACGCUGCACCCAAUUAUUGCAGCCUUGUUCCCCAUUUGACACGUUGCAUAAGACAACAUGCUAACGCUGUUCCGAUUAUCUGAAAAGGAAAAAAAAAAAGGGAUGAUUAACUGGUGAUGAUGGGUGGGGGUGCAUGGUCUGUGGCCCCCUACACUAACUCCAUCAGGUGCACCCUUAAUUCUAACCUCUCCCCCAGGAACUGGGCAGAGUAGUGAGAAGCUAAAAACAAGGGAACCCUUAAAUGUCGAUUCCAUAAAAUAAGGCCAUUACUCUGAAUAAGGGCGAUGGUGGUGGAGACAAAUGAGAAUGUGCUCCGACUCCACACGAAGCACCCCUUCCCCUCUCACUGCUAUGUCUACCUCUACCAGAGUUCCCAUAAACCACACACUCUAAGCCCCUCCCUUUAAGUCUAGGCCCUGUCGCCAUCUACAGCUUACCCAGAUGUAAUAAAUCCAAUAGACAUUGUUGGGAUUAUCAUCAUAUUGAUAAGGGUUAGAGGGGACGGCAGAGUAUAUAUACGUGACUCACCUGUAAACAACACAAACCGAGACCAACACUUCCAAUUAUAUAGAGAUUGUCUCGGAAAAAUUCUUCCAAUUUUCUAGCGCAGCCCUGGAGAACAAGUGAGAUAUGGAUAAACAUUGUAUAAACACACAACAGUAUAAUGCUAGAUAUAUAUACAUAUAUAUUAUACAUAAUUCUGCACACAGUUAUAUACAAGCAUACAAUACACACAUUCCAUGCAGCUAGAUUAUAUAUAUAUACAUACACACACAACAAAAAAUUUUCUAAUUAUAACAAAGUAUUAAUUAUAUAAAAAACAAUUAUUUAGAAAAACAGUGGUGGCCUGAUGGACAUUUUGUGCAAGAGCUUUUCAACUGUUUCCAGCAUUUCACACAUUAUAUAACAUGCAAACACACACAUGUAUGUGUGUGCAUACACAUUACAAUUGUUUGCAAACACUUUCUGACUGCAGAAUUCUAUCAAGAUGGCGGAGAGCCAACAGGGGCAUUAGCAUGCUAAGCAGUAUUCCAACUGUGUUUAUGUUCUGGUUUUGAAUUCUGCCGAGGUUGACUUUGCCUUUCAUCCUUUCCCCAAAAUUCCAGGCCUUCUGCCUAGAGUACCAAAGAAUUCUAACUAGAUGUUAUCUUUGAAUCUGAGACACAAAUUCUUUGCAUUAUACAUCAUGUAGACUGGGAAAUACGCAUGUGAAGCAGAUCAUUGUAGACACGAAAACUAUUAAAUUCAUUUUGUUUUUUUUUCUUGAGGUGUGACAAUUUUCAUUCCACUUCUGUAACCUUUUCAUUGUUUCUUUCAUCAAAUAAAAGUGAAUUCAACAGA
Octopus bimaculoides (California two-spot octopus) is the source of this 4457-nucleotide messenger RNA. RefSeq names its product ferredoxin-fold anticodon-binding domain-containing protein 1 homolog. Lineage: Eukaryota; Metazoa; Mollusca; Cephalopoda; Octopoda; Octopodidae. Gene Ontology annotation, molecular function: rRNA (uridine-N3-)-methyltransferase activity. The record is from RefSeq and is a predicted model, not a curated record. Gene Ontology annotation, cellular component: cytoplasm. Gene Ontology annotation, biological process: rRNA base methylation.